CGAGGCUUUUAAUUUGAAGCCUGCCACCAUCAGCCGAAAAAUACCACCUCUGCCUAAUACAUGCACAGUUCGUGUCGUGUAAGUCACUCGAUGCCUACAUAGUCACCAUGUCUCCUGACAGUGUGCUGUUAUCGUCUGUCAGUGCAGAAGGUGUACGGUGAGAAGGAUGAAUUCAGCUAAAAUCGAGCUAGUGUCUCCUAGGUAGACGUCAGUCUGGUGUCAUGUGACCGAGGAGAGUACAGGAGCGUGUUGUGAUUAGUGUAAGCGAUGCAUCGUUGUGAGUCCUGAGUGUUUACUUCUUUCUUUGGGAUCUGAGUGGACAGCGUCUCCAGGAUGGCACACAGAUUUUAAGAGCAGACAGGCGAUAAUCUCACAACAUUCUACAUUAGUUUCUCCUGGUCACCCUCGCAUAUACAGUCCCCUGGAUCCCUCCAUUUCUCUCCCUCCGUCCCGUCUCUUUGAGGAUGGAUGGUCAGCAGUCUCUCCAGGCCAGCGUGAACUCCUCUUACAUUCCCUCCUCCAUGUGUGACGAAGAGAGUUCUGAGGGUGCGGCGUCUGGGGACGACUCUUCACCGUUGCUCUCCCGACAGCAGGCUGCGGGGUCCCUGGCGGCUCGUCACUGCCCGGAGGACUCUUACAAUCUGGUGUACAUCAUCUUCUUUCUGAUGGGCAUCGGCUCUCUGCUGCCCUGGAAUGUGUUCAUCACAGCCAAACAGUACUGGCUCUACAAGCUCAGUAACAACUCCAGUCCCUCCGCUCAAGAGGAACCUCACAAUGACCUCAGUGACUACUUUGAGAGUUACAUCGCCAUUGCUUCCACUCUUCCUUCUGUGUUGUGUCUCAUCCUCAACUACCUCCUGGUCAACAGGUUUUCCUCUCAGGUGCGGAUAAUGUUCUCUCUCCUGGUGAUCUUGGUUGUGUUUGUGGUGACCACAGUGCUGGUGAAAGUGGACAUGUCUGGCUGUAGGAUGCAGUUUUUUGGGGGAACGCUGGCCAGUGUGGCGCUGGUCAGUGGGGCGUCCAACAUCUUCUCUGGCAGUGUGUUCGGUAUCAGUGGCCACUUUCCAAUGAGGAUAUCUCAAGCAAUCAUUUCAGGUCAGGCCAUGGGUGGCACUUUGAGUGCAUUGGCAUCAAUAGUAGACCUGGCUGCCUCGAGUGACGUGACCGAGAGUGCGCUGGUGUAUUUCAUCACAGCCGACAUCUUCACUCUUGUCUGUAUCCUCAUGUACCUGCUGCUGCCCAGACUGUCUUACUCAAGAUACUACAUGGAAGUAGCUGCUGUACCCUGUAGUGAGUCUAACAGCCACAGCAGCCGCUCGGACUCGUCCUCUGGAUCCGUGCCGCCCCUCAAACCCAUCCUGAAGAAGACCUGGGUUCUGGGCAGCUGCGUCUUCUACGUUUUCUUCAUCUCCAUCAUGGUUUUCCCUGCUCUUUCCUCGGGAAUCCAGUCCAUGAAUAAAGACUCUGGAAACCCUUGGGCUACCACAUACUUCGUGCCUCUGACUAGUUUUCUGCUGUACAACGUUGCAGACUUCUGCGGCCGCCAGGUCACGGCCUGGUUGCAGGUGCCGGGUCCCACCAGCCGCAUGCUGCCAUUGCUGGUCGUCUCCAGAACCGCCUUGGUUCCUCUCUUCAUGUUCUGCAACUAUCAGCCCCGGUACCAUCUGCACAAUGUGUUCUUUGCACAUGACCUCUUCCCCGUGGUCUUCAUCUGUCUGCUGGGGAUUUCACUGUCACUUUCACUUUCAAAAAAAUUGCAUAUCUAACAUCAAAUAAAUAAUUAAAAAUAUUAAUCAUAGAAACCUGUCAUUAUACAAUUGUCACCUUUUUUUCU
Messenger RNA from Cyprinus carpio (common carp), 1834 nucleotides. RefSeq names its product solute carrier family 29 member 3 (gene slc29a3). The record is from RefSeq and is a predicted model, not a curated record. NCBI's taxonomy places the organism in Eukaryota, Metazoa, Chordata, Actinopteri, Cypriniformes, Cyprinidae. Gene Ontology annotation, biological process: nucleoside transmembrane transport. Gene Ontology annotation, cellular component: Golgi apparatus; plasma membrane. Gene Ontology annotation, molecular function: nucleoside transmembrane transporter activity.